This is a messenger RNA of Podarcis lilfordi (Lilford's wall lizard), 9633 nucleotides long. Lineage: Eukaryota; Metazoa; Chordata; Lepidosauria; Squamata; Lacertidae. The record is from the annotation of a GenBank genome assembly.
UGGCGAAGCGCCCCGAUGGCUGCCCUCGCCUUCCCUUCCCUCCUCUGGGCGGAGUUCCCCAGCCCAAAACAAGGGAAGGAGUUCAGGCUCUCCGCCCCGGCCGGCCUCCCCCCUCCGCCUCCCUGCCCUGGGUCCCAGCAUGGCGGGCCAGGGCGCCCCGGGGCCCCCGCUGCCCGUCACGCGCCAAGUGGGCGCCCGGGUUCGCCCCCUCGCCGAUGCGCCCGUGGAGCUGCGAGACGCCGCCCGGCGCCUGGUGGUGGACGCGUCCGGGAAAGCGGUUCCCUUCGGAUCCCUGUACCGGGAGCGGAAGGCGAUCGUGGUGUUUGUGCGGGUAAGCCGAGGUGGGAGAUCCACCCCCCAAAAAGUGCUUCGUUUUUAAAGGGAACUUUAAAAAGCCUUGCGCUUUUUUGCAAGACUUUCGUUUCGUCUUGCAGACAGGAAAUCGGAAGCUGCGAUCGCGGUCCGGAUUGCAGCCGAGGCCUUGAAGGAAACCGGGCCGUCCGAUGCACAUUCGUUUUACGCAGGCAUUCCUCACCCCAUUUACCUGGGACUUAUCCUUGUUGAAUUCAGUAGGGCUUUUGUUUUCUUCGUAGACACGUGGCAAGGAUCGCGCUUCAAUAGCGUUGCGCUCUUACUACAUACUGCAGUGGAGUGGUUGAUCACUAAAGGUUUCCCCAAGAGGAAAGGAAUCUUAUCUUGAUCACGCUUCCCGAGUUGUAAUGGAUCCAAUCGCAACACGUUUGUUCAUGACUGAAACAAUAAUUCUAAAUAAGGGGUGGGACUUCUCUUUUCAACAGGGCUGUAGCCAAAUUAAAGAAAUUUUAAUUCGCUCACCUGAGAUUUUCUGCCGUUCCACCUAGUAAAUAAAGGACUUGCUGGUUUUGUUCUGGAAAAGAAAAGAAAAAAACAUAAUGGGCUGUGUACAAAACUCCUAGAAAUCACACCAUUAUCUUUAUCUCUUAGCCCUCCCCCCAAAAGAAGAUUUUUCUUCCUUUUAGUUUUUUGAUGCUCUGACCUUUGAGUGAACAGGUAUGAAAUCAUUAAAAGCAGUGUGAUGGAUCCAGACCUCCCAGCUGCCAACUCUACUAUAGAUGGCUUUCUGAUCUAUGCUAUUUAAGCCUCAGCGUACUUACCUAUGCCUCCCCCACCCCCCAAUUUUGAGAUCUCAACACUUUUAUUACAGUUGUUCUGACACUCCUCAUCGUCUCUCUUCAGCAUUUCUUGUGUUACGCCUGUAAGGAAUAUGUGGAGGAUCUGGGCAAAAUUCCCAAGACAUUUUUACAAGUAAGUAAGUUUCUUUUUUAUAAAAAAAAAUAGUAUUAUAUUGUGAAGUCAAUACAGUAUUUACAUAUAUCUUCAAUUACUUUAUAAUGCAUGCACUGAUUAAUUUGUUCUCCUUCAUGCUUUCUGUCAUUCUUUUUAAAUAUCCAGCUGAGCACUCUGGAAGCCAAAGAAUCACCAUCGUAAACAUAGUUCCUUCUUGGUUUGCAAGAAUACGUAUGCACUAAUUUGUUAUAUUAAUAAUAACAGAAUAAAAAAGACAGACAGACAGACAGGUGAGGUUUCAGAGGAAACUCCUGUGAUAAAUAUGUAGACCACCAUCAGCCCCCAACCUCUUCUGUAAAGAGGAAAUUCCUUAAAAAGCUGAAAAGGCCUAUGCUUCAGGAAUCCUGAACGGGGCUCCACUGUACAGGGUUACAGAGAAAUGGUGCCAAUCAGCACUAAAAAGGUUAUGUUCAAAUAACCAGUCUAGAAAACUAAUCACUACUGUAAUUAAUAACAUUCCAGAAUUGGCUGCACAAUCCAAAAACAUUUCUGCCGUCCUAUCUGAUUCUUGCACCGUUGUAUCAUCACUGUAAAUUGCCAUCAUAUCAUCCCAUUUUAAGAGACACUGAUGGCAUAGCUGUUGUGAGGUCCAUCUUAAGCAUUUAUUAUCUUGCCACAAUGAACGUGUUGUAAGUACUAGCUGCAGUUUAAAGAUUUAUAUAUACUUUUGUGUGUUUCCCCCGACACCUUCCCCAUGUAGGAUGCAAAUGUCAGACUUGUGGUUAUUGGACAAUCAUCACACCAUCACAUUAAGGUAGGUCCAUGUAAGUCGGAGUUAUUCUACUGGCAUAUUCUGAACUCAGCUCAUUUCACCUCUGAGCAGGCACAGGGAAACAAACUGGUAAAUGGAGUUUUGUGCAUUUCCCUCUCUCUUCACAACCAGUGUGCAGCAGGUGCUGAUGUAACUGGCAUCAUCUAUACCUGGGAGCAGAUUGAAAUAAGGUCUGCAUCAGAAGCCCUUCUCCAGGUGCCCACAUCUUUGGAGGGCACCACAGAGAAGUGUUGUUGUUUUCAGGUGGCACCAAAGCUGUGGAAUAUUUUUUUUUACUGCUUUUGCAAUAUUACGUUAUUAUUAUUUUAUUUUUUUAAUUUUGUUAUUGAAAACUGCCUUCAAGUAUUGGGCAAUGAGGUGGGAUUUAAAGUUUAUAAAUAAUAGUGCCAUCCCGUGCAUAUCUACUAAGAAGUAAGUCUUGGUGGCUUUACAGUGGUACCUCGGGUUACAUGCGCUUCAGGUUACAGACUCUGCUAACCCAGAAAUAGUACCUCGGGUUAAGAACUUUGCUUCAGGAUGAGAACAGAAAUCAUGCUCUGGCGGCGCAGCAGCAGCGGGAGGCCUCCUUAGCUAAAGUGGUGCUUCAGGUUAAGAACAGUUUCAGGUUAAGAACGGACCUCCGGAACGAAUUAAGUACUUAACCCAAGGUACCACUGUAUAGGUUUGCACUUAAAUAAAUAAAGAGAAAAGUUAUAUGAGCCAUGUUCAUAUCUGCAUGAUACAUUUAAAAGCGCUCUAUGUCACUUGAACAGUCACAACUUCCUCCAAAGAAUCAUGGAAACUGUAGUUUGUUACGGGUGCUGGGAAUAAUAGUUUUUUGGGGUGUUCUAACAACCCCCAGUACCCUUAACAAACUACAGUUCCCAGUAUCCUUUGGGAGGAAACCAAGUCUGUUGGCACAAGUGUGCUUUAAAUGUAUAGCAUGGAUGCUACUACUUCUGUUUGUCUAAUACAGUGGUGCCUCGCAAGACGAAGUUAAUCCGUUCCACGAGAGUCUUCGUCUAGCGGUUUUUUCGUCUUGCGAAGCAAGCCCAUUGACGGAUUAGCGCUAUUAGCGCUAUUAGCGGUUUAGCGGCUAUUAAAGGCUUAAAGGCUUAGGGAUUAGCUGCUAAAAGGCUAUUAAAGGCUAUUAAAGGCUUAGCAGAUUAGAUAAAGGGGGAAAGCAAAAAAAAUCUCCAGACUCGCAAGAUAUUUUCGUCUUGCGAAGCAAGCCCAUAGGGGAAUUCGUCCUGCGAAGCAACUUCAAAACGGAAAACCCUUUCGUCUAGCGGUUUUUCCGUCUUGCGAGGCAUUCGUCUUGCGGGGCACCACUGUAUAGCAUUACUAAAAUAUACGUGAAUAAGGACGAUUGGUUUCCAGUGGACUUAUUUGUAAGUGUCCUUGAGGGGAAACUGUAGAGUCCCACCAAAGAGGAACUUUUCCUUGAAUACACACAUCUAAGCCCACAGGGAUAGCUGCAUUUUAAGUGUGGAACUUGAAGGUUUUCAAAAUCAGAAUUACUCUCUGGUCCUAAAUACACUGACCUGGAAAUGAGUCCCACUGAAUGUAGUGAGACUGGACCCCCCCCCACACAUGUGCAGCCUUCGUUUUCCAAGUAGUUAGUACAGUGGUACCUCGGGUUAAGUACUUAAUUCAUUCCGGAGGUCCGUUCUUAAUCUGAAACUGUUCUUAACCUGAAGCACCACUUUAGCGAAUGGGGCCUCCUGCUGCUGCUGCCACGCCAUUUCUGUUCUCAUCCUGAAGCAAAGUUCUUACCCCGAGGUACUAUUUCUGGGUUAACGGAGCCUGUAACCUGAAGCAUAUGUAACCUGAGGUACCACUGUAAUAAUAAUUUUUAUUAUUCUGCCCUGCCCAUCUGCCUGGGUUGCCCAGCCACUCUGGGCAGCUUUCCAAUGCAUUAUUUUGAUAUUUACAAAUGUUUCUUGCAGCCAUUUUGCACUUUGACAGAUUAUCCUCAUGAAAUGUAUGUGGAUCCUGAAAGGGAAAUCUACAGGACGCUUGGGAUGAAAAGGGGUGAAGCAUCCGCUACAACAGGUACAACAGUUGUGGUACCAACUGUAAACGCAGAGGUCACAGCACAAAAUGUAGUCACGUAAGGAACUAUAGAUCACAAGCAAUUUCCCCUCCAUACUCACAGAAAAACAUACAACUGGUUUAUCACUUAUGGCAAUGAAGAACUAAGGAUUAUACCCAGUGCUAGAUCCCAGUCACCAGUCUAGCUGCCGCAUUAUGGAUUAGUUGUAGUUUCCGAGUCACCUUCAAAGGUAGCCCCACAUAGAGCGCAUUGCAAUAGUCCAAGCGGGAGAUAACCAGAGCAUGCACCACUCUGGCAAGACAGUUCACGGGCAGGUAGGGUCUCAGCCUGCAUAUCAGAUGGAGCCGGUAGAUAGCUGCCCUGGACACAGAAUUGACCUGCACCUUCAUGGACAGCUGUGAGUCCAAAAUGACUCCCAGGCUGCGCACCUGGUCCUUCAGGGGCACAGUUACCCCAUUCAGGAUCAGGGAGUCCUCCAUACCCACCCGCCUCCUGUCCCCCAAAAACAGUACUUCUGUCUUGUCAGGAUUCAACCUCAGUCCGUUAGCCGCCAUCCAUCCUCCAACCACCUCCAUAUGACACCAUAUCUAAAGCACAUGGCUUCCCCCAAAAAAUCCUGGGAACUGUAGUUUGUGGCUCCGUGGUAAGUAAACUACAGCUCCCAGAUCUCUGUUAAAGUAGUAUAAAUGUGCUUUAACUAUAUGGUGUGGAUUUGGGGCCAACCCAGCCAUGAGGGGCUGAGGCAGUUGCCUCGGGUGGUGGAAGCCCAUGAAGGCAGCACCCUGAACGACACACGCCCCCCACCAGCCCCACUGCCUCCCCUGGAGCAGCAGCCCUGGUUUCUUGUGAGAGCUCACUGCAAUCCCCCCAAAUCUUACUGAAAUCUCACAAGAGAUUUCAGUGACAUAUCGUGGAUUUUGCCAGAACCUGCUAUCGCUGCCAUCUCACGGGUGCUGUUGCGCAACCCAGGUAAGGAGGAAAGCAUAAAAGCAGUGUGAUCCUUUGUUGAUGGAUUAUAUAUCAACAUGUGUGUAGAGGGCGUGUGUGUUUUAAGCUUGGACUUAAAUGACAACUGAAUAGAAAAAAUACAGUCUGUGACAAUCCAAUUAGAGCUUAAAUAUAUGCAGAAUGACCCUUCAUAGCUGCAGUGCUUUGCGAUAACCUUGCAUCUGGAUUCGCUCCCCUAUGAAUCAUUGGGACUGUAGGGUUUACAGAGAAACAAUUUACGUAAUACUUUUUCUAGCAGUCUGCGUUAGAUUCCUAUUCUCGCAUAAGUCACCCUACUUGAAAACUGAACAAGAGAGGAAGGCUGCAAUCCUAAACAAUUAUUAGGUAGUAAGUCCCAUUAGGUAUUAUUAGGUAGUAAGUCCCGGGACGCGGGUGGCGCUGUGGGUUAAACCACAGAGCCUAGGACUUGCUGAUCAGAAGGUCAGCGGUUCGAAUCCCCGCGACGGGGUGAGCUCCGGUUGCUCUGUCCCUGCUCCUGCCAACCUAGCAGUUCGAAAGCAUGUCAAAGUGCAAGUAGAUAAAUAGGUACUGCUCCGGCGGGAAGGUAAACGGCGUUUCCGUGCACUGCUCUGGUUCACCAGAAGCGGCUUAGUCAUGCUGGCCACAUGACCCAGAAGCUCCCUCGGCCAAUAAAGCGAGAUGAGCGCCACAACCCCAGAGUCGGUCAUGACUGGACCUAAUGGUCAGGGGUCCCUUUACCUUUACCUUUAAGUCCCAUUGGGACUUCGGAGUAAGCACAAAGACAGGUUUGCAUUGUUAGGCUUGGGUGGGAAGGUAGCUGGCCUUAGAAGGAAAAGUCCAUUGUUGUUGUUGGUUUAUGAGUAGAGAAAUUUCUGCUUUUCCUCCUCAGUCCGAUCACUUCCGUUUUCUUAUUGGAUAGUCAAAUGUCUUGCUCUCUCCUAAGCACAUUUAGAGAACAACAACUACCAGACUUUUAGAAGACAUCUGAAGGCAGCCCUGUUUAGGGAAGCUUUUAAUGUUUGAUGGAUUACUGCAUUUUAAUAUUUUGUUGGAAGCCGCCCAGAAUGGGCGGGGUAUAAAUAAUAAAUUAUUAUUAUUAUUAUUAUUAUUAUUAUUAUUAUUAAUUCCAGCUGACUGACUUGCACAAAACUGUGCAUAGAUUGUAGCCAGAUAUGCUUGCAAGAUCUGCAGAGCAAACUUAAUUUCUCAUGCAAAGUACGCUUUCUCUUCUAUAUCAUACCAUUGCAGUGCAAAGUCCUCAUGUAAAAUCCAACCUGCUGUCAGGAAGCAUCAAGAGCAUGUGGAGAGCAAUGAUGAGCCCUGCAUUUGAUUUUCAAGGAGAUCCAGCUCAGCAGGGGGGCACUUUGAUUUUAGGUCCAGGUAAAGCUGUUUGUUAAAAUUAACCUUUGCCUUGGUUUUGCUUACAUGAUGCAUUUGUGCUCCUGGAUAUACUGAUGAAAAGUGUCCGAGCACUUGUCUCCUUUUCUUCAUACCGUUGAGAUUUCACACAUGCACACACUUAAGGAACUUAGCAGAUAAACAUGCUACCACCAGAUAGCAUGGAUUUAAUGGGUGGAGGGAGAGCAGCCAAUCUGUACCCUCCAGCGUGGUGUAGUGGUUAAGAGCGGUAGUCUCGUAAUCUGGUGAACCGGGUUCGCUUCCCCACUCCUCCACAUGCAGCUGCUGGGUGACCUUGGGCCAGUCACACUUCUCUGAAGUCUCUCAGCCCCACUCACCUCACAGAGUGUUUGUUGUGGGGGAGGAAGGGAAAGGAGAAUGUUAGCCGCUUUGAGACUCCUUAAAGGGAGUGAAAGGCAGGAUAUCAAAUCCAAACUCUUCUUCUUCCCCACUUCACAACUAUCAAUGACGUUAAUGGGCCUUCUUUCUGACUUGGCCCUGGUGCUAUGUGGUUAUUUUGUUGUGUGACCUCUCCUUCCUUUCCUUAAUGUGCUAUGCUCAAGAAAUGAUGCUAGAUAGUUGGAAGUCCAAACCCCCCACAGUGCAGGAAUAUACAGCUGUCCCUUGCAUGGAUCAGACCUGCAAGCUUGGAAUUAAUCCGCACUAUGCUCGAACCAACUGAGCUCUCCAGCUGGGGGAGAUUUGAACUUGCGGCAGUGGGAGGAAACCUCCUGUUUUGUGGUACAGGGAGUUGUGCUGGGGACAUGCCUACAUUGCUGCAAAUUCGUUGUUGUGAGUGGGUUGCAUGUGGGUGUCAUCAACAGCACAGUCCUUGACUGGUGGGCUUUGGUGGUGUUUCUGUGGUUAUUGGGGGACGCGCGUGUUUUGUGCUGUUUGGAAGUUUUCUGGUUUCUCCCCUCUGCUCCUAGUUUGAGCACAUACAGUGGUACCUCGGGUUACAGACGCUUCAGGUUACAGACUCCGCUAACCCAGAAAUAGUACCUCGGGUUAAGAACUUUGCUUCGGGAUGAGAACAGAAAUCGUGCUCUGGUGGCAGCGGGAGGCCCCAUUAGCUAAAGUAGUGCUUCGGGUUAAGAACAGUUUCAGGUUAAGAACAGACCUCCAGAACAAAUUAAGUUCUUAACCCGAGGUACCACUGUAUAUGACGGUCAUUGUGCUGAUGUAGCAAUCAGUAAAUGAGGCGUUUUGUCAUCUGGAAAGUAUUCCCCCCCCAAAAAAAAUAUCCAUAGCUGAUAUAGAAUAUGCAGGGCCAUCUUUCGCAGAUGCGGCGCUGGCGUGCAAAUAUCCACUCAGCGCCCCCAAAUUACCAUGGAUGGGGCGGGUGAAGCUGCACACUGCCAGCCAUAGGGGGGGUGCGCAACUCUCCCCCAUGCCGCUGCAGAGGCUUGGGAGGCAAGCUGCACGCCCGCCAGCCAUAUGUUUGAUGGGGCACAGUUGGCGGGCAUGCAGGAGGGAAAGGGGAGGCCACCGGAAAAGCUGCACAGCUCCCCCACUCGCUGGGGCGCCCCUGAGAGACCAGCGCCCUGGCACAAUGAGCCACUAAGCCGUUUGGGAAAGACGGCUCUGAGAAUAUGAACAACCAGCUUCCGUAUCCGACAACCAAGGCAUCAGACCGCAUUGGCUGAAAAGAUAGGUGAUUGUGAAUAUUGGUAGCAAUAUUUUGUAGAUAGGCAGUAACAGGCUUGUUUUUUUUUAACCCCCCAGGGAAUGAAAUCCACCACGUGCACCUUGACCAGAACAGGUUGGACCAUGUUCCCAUUAACACUGUUUUGCAACUUGCUGGAGUUCAAGCAGUAAACUUCGCCAACAGAUCUCCAAUUAUUGAUGUGUGACUUUGUCAAAAGAAGAAAAAAUCCAGGGGGCAAGUUAAAUGAUAACAUGGCAACAGUGUGUUCAGCAAAUAAUUUUGGGUGAGGUUACUGUAACAUUGGAAGAUUCCUGGCUACUGAAUAGUUCGGUUUCCAGUGGGUAAAAAUGGACGUCACACUUUAUUGUUUCAUUGAACACAAAGUUAAGUUGUGAUGUGUUUAACAAAACAAAAAAAAAAGGUGAUUUUUAAACUUGCAUAAAAAUUUACUUGGCAAACACAGUGUAUAGGUUUUAUUCCAUCACAGCCUUUAUUAUUAUUAGUGAGUUCUGUCUUCUGAACCCCUGUCUCACAAUGACGUAAUAAAAGGACAUAUUUUUCUACAGAUUAAAUAAAAAUGUAAAUUUCUACUGUCUGUAGAACAGCUUCUUCGAUGAAUCAAAACAGUGGUGGAGACCGUGCAGUCCUCUUCAAGAAUAUUGACAUGGACUCAAUGGGUAGUAGACAACUAAGUUUUAUUCAGAGUAAAUUCUAAGAAAUGAAUUAAUGUGUCUGCUCUGAAUAAAACUUAAUUGAAUACCACCUGAUAGGCUGUGAGGAACUGAAACGUGCAAAGAAAAGUAAUUUUGUGUCCUGUCCCCCAGAACUAUGUAGGGAAUUACUUCCAGACCUUGAGUUAAAACUUCUGCAUUGGGGGGUGGGGGUGGAUAGGAAAACCUGUAAUAUCAAAUAUUGUACUCCAUGUAAGCAUUUAGGGCUAUGAACUUUCAUACCUUUUGCCCAGUUUGGUCCCCAGAGGGUUCAAUACAAAAUAAUGUGUGGAUUCACCAUGGAAAAUACAAGGAAGGAUAGCACAAAAUAUGCAUGCCAUGUGUGGAAUAAAUCUUGUUAUUCAGUUUUUAUUUGAGAGGGGUGGUCAUUGAGACCUGAGGCCUGAUUUUUCACUACAUAUUAAAUAGCAUUUCCCCUUCUAUUUACAUUGCUAUCGGUAACGUGCAACAAUAAGGCAGGGCCCUCUCUCACUACUUUACAUGAAGUGAAAAUUGGGCACCCAUACAGCAAUACAGUAAAGUGAAUGUUGCUGCUUGUAGAAAAGGAUAAUAAUAAGAAUAUGAUUUAUGAUUUAUAUACCACCCAUCUGACUGGGUUCCCCCAGCCACACUGGGCGGCUUCCAACGAAUUAAAAUACAAUACACACAGGGGUCAGCAAACGUUUUCAGCAGGGGGCCGGUCCACUGUCCCUCAGACCUUGUGGGGGGCCGGACUAUAUUUUGGAGGAAAAAUGAACAAAUUCCUAUGCCCCAC